This is a messenger RNA of Schistosoma mattheei, 1047 nucleotides long. The record is from the annotation of a GenBank genome assembly. NCBI's taxonomy places the organism in Eukaryota, Metazoa, Platyhelminthes, Trematoda, Strigeidida, Schistosomatidae.
CAAAAAUCAGAAAUGACCUUGAUGGAAACACUAUCCAUCCUGUAUUAGCAGAUAUAUGUAGUAAUUAGUGCCCGAAUAUCAUGAACAAAACCUUAAUCUCCGGUUUACGGCAUUAUGUCGCAUCAAAUCAUUCUAUUUUUACAAAUUUUUGUACUCAUCGGACUGCAUCAACGCUUAUCUUUGGAAAUGAUUCGAAAUUUCCUUCUGUUCGUUGCAACCAGAUACAUUACUCUCUAUUCUCCAAAGAUUCACGCCCUUUCAGCUUUCCUAAGAUUUCUUUCGGAUUGAAAAAUUUUCCACAGUUUUCUACUGAAUCGAAGAACAAUGUCCCAUCAAAUGUGAACGAAAAAAAUGGAAAUGACUUGGACGAAAGGAAAUCUAGUCUGAUCAAGAGAUUCAAGGAUGCCUAUGCAAUUUACGGGAAAGUUGUCUUGGUAACUCAUGGUGUGACGUCAUGUUUGUGGUUUGGAAUGUUUUACUCACUGGCUUGCACUGGGAUCAAUUUGCUGGAUAUUCUUCACAGUCUCAACGCACCUGGUUGGCUAAGUAAACCCCUCCAUUUAGGUGGGGGUACUGUGAAUACUCUGGCUACAGCCAUUGUAUUCUACAAACUGGCAGUACCAUUACGCUACGGUUUGACACUCAUAUUAACCAGGUAUCUAGUACGUUACCUUCGAUUGAAAGGAAAAGCACCACAAGUACAAGAAAAUGAUCGUCUACGAAACCUAGCUAAAGAAGGAGCAGAAAUUUCACGUGAACGAAUCAAAGCACGCAUGGCUAGGAGCAGAAAAAAUGUACUCAUGAGGAGGAAUCAACGAUGAUUAGUACAACGACCUUGUAAAAAAGUACCUUUUGUCAUUGUACAUUCGCUUUCAUUUUAUACUUAUCAAUAAAAGUAGUAGUUCGGCGAAAAACACUAAGAUAAAGUUUAAAAAAGCAUUUAAAAAAAGCUGAUGAAAAUGAUUUCCAGUAGCAAUUCAAACGACAAAUUGUGUAGUUUCAUGAUUGUUUACAAAUUCCUACCACUUUCAAACAUAUAAACUUUUG